UUGAGUUGGCUUCAUGAGUGUCGGCAAUACCACAACUGCGGCUCCGACCCCCCAGAACAGACUUUUCCGAUCAAACUCAUUGAUUGUAGUAAAAAUCUGAUUAUCUCUGCUGACACGAGCUACAAAUAUGCAGCAUUGAGCUAUGUUUGGGGCGCACAAGACGAAACUAUCCCACAAACCGUUGACCAGGAUGACACUAGUAACGCUCGGCAGGGCCCUGAUGAACUGUUGAACGCACCUCGAACGAUUGAGGAUGCCAUUACAGCGACGCAAAACCUUAAUCUACGUUACCUUUGGGUUGAUCGCCAUUGUAUCGACCAGAAUAAUGCAUCGGAAAAGCAUACACAGAUUGCGGCGAUGCAUUUGAUCUAUCGGAGUGCUGAAGUUACGCUAGUUGCCGCGUGCGGGGACGACGACUCAUUUGGUCUUCCUGGCGUUGGCCUAACCCCGCGAAUAUCCCUUCCUGAAGUAACAUUUGGAAGUCUACGCCUAGGCUUAGCUCUCCCCAAUCCAGCCCAACUUCUCAGCAAGAGUCGAUGGUCCAGCCGGGCUUGGACCUACCAAGAAGGUCUCCUCUCUCGUCGGAGACUGAUUUUCACCACGCGGGAGGUAUAUCUUGAAUGC
Messenger RNA from Mytilinidion resinicola, 624 nucleotides. Its product is annotated as HET-domain-containing protein. Lineage: Eukaryota; Fungi; Ascomycota; Dothideomycetes; Mytilinidiales; Mytilinidiaceae. The record is from RefSeq and is a predicted model, not a curated record. The transcript has a single exon. The annotation marks the transcript as partial.